GAGUAGUAUUCUCUCCAAGCAUCGAACCGCGACGGCAUCACUUUCACCGCGAAUCUUCCAAGGGUUCACCGCUGGCCCAGCAACUGCCCAGCCAUAAAUACUGGCCAUCUCCCCUCCAUUACUUCUUUUCCUCUAUCCCUCUCACACCCGUCUUGAUCUGAUACGUAUCUCAUCGCCCGGCGUUGCCCAUUCUACACCUACCGACCGACGUUAAAGUCCACAAACACACACGACAAUGCCACCGAAGAAGUCUGCUGCUGCUGCGAAAGCCGAGCACGGUGACGGCGAGGGCGACAAGUUCCGCUGGACCCCCGAGAACGAUCGUCGUCUCCUCAUCCUAGCUCUCCGCGGUAACGUCACCGGCGCCGACUACCACGAGUUCGUCAAGGCCAUGCCAGCCGGCGCCAGCUUCCAAGGCGUCCGCCAGCGCCUCGGCAAGCUGCGCCGCGAGCAGCAACAGAUCUACGAGGACAUGGGCUGGACGCUCCCGGACGGCAAGGCCACCGCUUCCAUCUCCAUCUCCAACGGCGCCAACAACAACAACGAUGGUGACGACGCCGAGAAGCCAGCCAAGUCAAAGGGCAAGGCGGGCCGCAAGCGCAAGGCUACCGAUGCUGACGCCGACGACAAGCCGUCGAAGAAGGCCGCCAAGAAGAGCAAGGUCAAGGACGCUAUCGACGACGACGAGGAGGAGGGUCCGAACGACGGCCUCCACUUCAGGGAGAAGUACACUGAGAUCUGAGGAACUUAACGUAAGUACCACAUUUCGUCGUGCCUCGUGCACAUUUCUCUGCCAAACGAUGAGGGGAGGGUAUGGAUUUGAUCUUCCGGAACGCUUUGGGGGGAAUGGCGUAUUGUACAUGACUACUACGAGGGGGGUUUAGUCGGCAUGACGUCCAUGGAGUCCAGCCAGCUGCGGAAGGU
Messenger RNA from Trematosphaeria pertusa, 924 nucleotides. RefSeq lists its product as uncharacterized. NCBI's taxonomy places the organism in Eukaryota, Fungi, Ascomycota, Dothideomycetes, Pleosporales, Trematosphaeriaceae. The record is from RefSeq and is a predicted model, not a curated record. The transcript is spliced from 5 exons. The coding region runs from base 236 to 742 and encodes 168 amino acids.